UUGCAAUCGGAUGCAAUUUCGAUCUUGAAGAAAGGUGCAAUCAUUUUUAAAUUUAAAAAAAUCUAAUUCAUUUUGAAAUAGUGUUUACGUUAUUUUCCUCAAAGACAGUUUUUAACUAAAAAAAAUUCUUUACCAUGAUAAAAUUGAAUUUUUUGGUCGCUCUACUUUUUUUCUGUUUUGAGGUCUGUGCAAAUUCUGAUUUAGAUAAUCGGCUGACUUCUGCCGCUGUAGAAGGCAAUAUAGAAACAAUCAAAACUCUUAUCAAUGAUGGAGCAAAUGUGAAUUUCGAAGAUGAAUACAAACAUACGCCACUUCACUGGGCUGCUGUCCAGGGUCAUGCGGAAAUAAUUAAAUAUCUAAUAGAAAAAGGUGUUAAUGUAAAUGUCGAAAAUUUAGACAAAAAUACACCAAUUCACUGGGCUGCUUGGAAUGGUCACAAGGAAGCAGUUAAAACCCUAAUCGACCAUGGCGCCAAUGUAAAUGCUGAAGAUAAAGACAAAGCAACACCACUCCAUAAGGCUGCUGAGAAUGGUAAUUGUGCUCUUUUAAAAAUUUCUUCUUACUUUUCGUGCUUCUUAGGUCAUACAGAUACAGUCAAAUAUCUAGUCAAUCAUGGGGCAAAUGUAACAGCUCGAAAUAAUCAAAAUAAAACACCACUAGAAGUGGCGUUAAAACUUGGUCAAGAGGGAGUUAAACUUCUGACGAAACCAGAGAAAACUUCAAAGACAAAAAAUGCAUGUAGUCAAUUUCCCCGAAUUGAACCAGUAACAUCACGUAUUAUAGGGGGCGAUGUGGCAGAAAAGGGUGAAUUCCCUUGGAUGGCUGCUUUAGUUUACAUGGACAAUUUCAAAUUAAGUUUCGGCUGCAGUGGUACCAUAAUAUCGGAGUUUUAUGUAAUGACGGCUGCGCAUUGUGCGAGAAAGAGGCGUCCACCGGUAGCAGUUCGAUUGGGAAAAGUAAAUGUAACCGAUGAAUCUCGCUCAAAUUAUCAAACAGAUUAUUAUAUAGCAAAUAUCAGACGACAUCCAAAUUAUUCGAGUUUCACAAAAAAGAACGAUAUUGCAUUGCUUCGACUCACGGUACAGAUUUAUUUCACCAAUACAAUUAGACCGGCUUGCUUGCAUACUGAUAUGGGUGAUAUCGAUAAUAGCACAAAAGUAAUUGUGACCGGCUGGGGCAUCACUGAUCCCGAAAAGCCGAACUCUCAAUCAAACGAGUUACUUAAAAUUAAGAUUAAUACAAUGCCGUUAAGUGAAUGCAACACAAUCUAUACGAAACAUGAUGUACUGAAGAAUGAAGAAGUCUUUCAUCUUGAUAUCGGCCAGUAUUGCGCAUACGAUCCGGCUGGAAUAAAGGAUAGUUGUCAAGGAGACAGUGGAGGUCCACUUCAACACAUCCCAAAUAAUGAUGCAAACGAAGCCACAAUUGUUGCUAUCGUUAGUUUUGGCAAUGGUUGUGGUUUGAAAUUGCCUGGCAUCUACACGCGCGUCUCUCAUUAUAUAAAUUGGAUUGAAUCCGUUGUCUGGCCGUGACAUUUUUCUUGCAAAUUUUAUCACUUAUUUUAUAAACCAUUGAUAGCUUUCUGAAAAAUAUUUACUGUACGACAGACGAAGCUUGCUCCUAUCUUUACCACAAUAUAUACAAACGUGUAUAAAGUUGUUUUCGCCAUAAAACAAACGUAUUUGAAUAAAAAGACCCAAAUCAUAUCAUUUAAAUACAAAAUGGAAAUAGCACACGGAAGAAACAAAGAAAGACAAAAAAAUCUCUUGAUUUUGCAAUCACGUCAUCACAUUUUUUAGAUCGCAGGUCUACAUGUAUAUGUGUGUUUUUGAAUGAACAAGUAAGCACUUUUAAAAUAAUACAGUAAAAGCUUCGUUAAGCAAAUUUCUUUAUUAUCUCCCUUGUUCUUUCUCGUGUUUUUUUUUUCAUAACGCAAAUUAAUUUGUUGUGGAAUUAACAUUUUUUUUAUUAAAAACUGCGUCGAGCCUAUGCAAACAAAAUAUCAUCCACUCGUGCAAAUAAAAAUCCCGCUGGCAUUACUGUA
Messenger RNA from Contarinia nasturtii (swede midge), 2044 nucleotides. RefSeq names its product serine protease persephone-like. The transcript is spliced from 10 exons. The record is from RefSeq and is a predicted model, not a curated record. NCBI's taxonomy places the organism in Eukaryota, Metazoa, Arthropoda, Insecta, Diptera, Cecidomyiidae. Gene Ontology annotation, molecular function: serine-type endopeptidase activity; protein binding. Gene Ontology annotation, biological process: proteolysis. The coding region runs from base 135 to 1532 and encodes 465 amino acids.